Molecule: messenger RNA, 2614 nt
Organism: Syngnathus acus (greater pipefish)
Lineage: Eukaryota; Metazoa; Chordata; Actinopteri; Syngnathiformes; Syngnathidae
Gene: dclk1a
Product: doublecortin-like kinase 1a
Exons: 16
Coding region: 36-2318 (760 amino acids)
Biological process (GO): protein phosphorylation; intracellular signal transduction
Molecular function (GO): ATP binding; protein kinase activity
Source: RefSeq, a predicted model, not a curated record
UCUUGCUUUGCUAUGCUUUCUCAACUUUUGUGUGUAUGUGUGUGGCAGAAGGUAGCGCAGCGGCGGUGGCGGCGCCGCCGGGCCACGUUGUGGACAUGGAGCACUUUGACGAGCGCACUCAGCGGGCUGGCGCGGGAUCCGCUGCCGGGACGGACGCCCGCCUCAAUGGGGUCCGCAGCCCCGCGCACAGUGCGCACUGCAGCUUGCUGCUGCGGCGCGCACCGCGCAGCCUCCAGGCCCUGAGUGCCGAAAAGCGCGCUAAGAAGGUGCGCUUCUUCCGGAACGGCGACCGCUUCUUCCACGGCAUCGUGUACGCCGUGUCGUUCGACCGCUUUCGCACUUUUGAGGCGCUGCUGGCCGACUUGACGCGCGCCCUCUCGGACAAUGUCAACCUGCCGCAGGGCGUGCGCGCCAUCUACACGCUGGACGGAUCAGGACGCGUGGGCAGCCUCGAGCAACUGGUGGAAGGCGAAAGCUACGUCUGCAGCUCCAUGGAGGCUUACAAAAAAGUGAACUACAGCAAAAACGUCAACCCCAACUGGUCAGUGAACGUCAAGGGCUCGGGUGUGGCCCGGACCCGCAGCAGGCCGCCCGAGAGCCGCGAAAACAAGGACUUUGUUCGCCCCAAGCUGGUGACGGUGGUGCGUGGCGGCGGCAUGAAACCCCGCAAGGCUGUCAGGGUCCUGCUCAACAAGAAGACGGCGCACUCGUACGAGCAAGUGCUCAGUGACAUCACCGACGCCGUCAAACUGGACUCCGGAGUGGUCAAGAAGAUCUACACGCUGGAGGGGAAGCUGGUGACAUGCCUGCAAGACUUUUUUGGCGACGAGGACGUGUUUGUGGCAUGCGGCCCCGAAAAGCUGCGUUUCCAAGAUGACCUGAUGCUGGAUGAGACGGAGUGGCGCGUCAUGCGGCCGAUGAGCUACAGCAAGAUGUCCUCCAUUCGAAGUUCCCCCAAGGCUUUGAUCCAGCACGGCAAGUCACCCGCGUCUGUGAACGGGACGCCGGUCAGUCAGCAGUCUACGCCGCAGACGGCCAAGUCCCCCAGCCCCUUCUCGACCAGCCCGGCGAGCCUCGUCCAACAGUGGGGCUCUCGGGGCUCCUCCUCCUCCUCCUCUUUGUCAUCCAGUCAAGCGUCCAGCUCGCAAAACAGUGACGAAGCCGUGACUGACGAGGAAGUUGUCGCGGAUGAGGCUCCGGCCUUGGCGGACCAGGCUCCGGCUGAGGCGCCGGCCUCAGUGGACGAGGCUCCCUCCUCGGCGGACGAGGUUCCGGCUCUCCCUUCCUACAUAUCGGAGCGCUACAAGGUGGGCCGCAUGCUGGGCGACGGCAACUUUGCGGUGGUUCACGAGUGCGCCGAGCGCUCCACGGGACGCCAUUACGCGCUCAAGAUCAUCAACAAGGGCAAAUGUCGAGGCAAGGAGCACAUGAUUCAGAACGAGGUGGCCAUCCUGCGGCAAGUCAAGCAUCCCAACAUCGUCCUUCUCAUUGAGGAGGUGGACACGUACAGCGAACUUUACCUGGUCAUGGAGCUGGUCAAGGGCGGAGACCUGUUUGACGCCAUCACUUCUGCCAACCGCUACACAGAGAAGGAUGCCAGCGGCAUGCUCUACAACUUGGCCAACGCCAUCAGAUACCUCCACAGCCUCAACAUUGUGCACCGAGACAUCAAGCCAGAAAACCUUCUGGUGUACGAGCAUGUGGAUGGUAGCAAGAGCCUCAAACUGGGAGACUUUGGUUUGGCCACAGUGGUGGACGGACCUCUUUACACCGUCUGUGGCACGCCGACAUAUGUAGCGCCUGAAAUCAUUGUGGAAACUGGGUACGGGCUGAAAGUGGACAUCUGGGCGGCCGGCGUGAUCACUUACAUUCUGCUGUGCGGGUUCCCGCCUUUCCGGGGGAACAGCCAGGAUCAGGAGGUGCUCUUUGACCAGAUUCUGAUGGCCCGGGUGGAGUUUCCUCUGCCGUACUGGGAUGGCGUGUCCGACGCGGCCAAGGCGCUGAUCGAAUCCAUGCUGGAGGUGGAAGUGGACCAGCGGUACACGGCCCUGGAGGUCCUAGAGCAUCCUUGGGUCAUCGAUGAAGGCCUUUGCAAGACUGACCGUCAACUGUCAGUCGCAGGAAAGAUCAAGAAGCAUUUCAACACCUCGCCAAAGGGCAGCGACAACACGCAGGCGCACAUUUGGUUGGACGGAACCUUUUCUAUGCAGAGAUCCGGCUCGUUGGACUUCCACCGGCACCCGGCUAUGUAUUGGAUCAGGCCUCCCUUGUUGAUAAGGAGAGGUCGCUUCUCGGAUGAAGACGCCACCCGGAUGUGAUGACCUCUGCAAAUCUAUCACAAAAAAUGUCCCGCUCAAACGCCAGCCUCCCACGCGACUCUGAUGACAUCUCCAUCAGCUCUGAAGAGGGCGGGAACCCCUUCGAGAAGUUCCUGUAGUGGUGAAAACUUUGACGCAAAAAAAAAAAAAAACUGAACAUGAGAGAAAUCUUUUUUCCAAGAGGUGAACUUUUUUUGGUUGAUUAUAUUUCAUUUAUCCACGUCUCAUUUGUCAUUCCCCUUUGGUGAUGGAACAUCCCUGGCAAUAUGGACCAAUGAACUUCAUCUUGUUUUUUG